Messenger RNA from Herpailurus yagouaroundi (jaguarundi), 1755 nucleotides. It is a transcript of the gene IGSF23, whose product is annotated as immunoglobulin superfamily member 23. The record is from RefSeq and is a predicted model, not a curated record. NCBI's taxonomy places the organism in Eukaryota, Metazoa, Chordata, Mammalia, Carnivora, Felidae.
AUGACUAUUCCAGUGAGGACGAUCAGGACAAGGGACACCGGCAAAAAGGAAUGGGGGUCUGGGUGUGGCUCCAGAGCCCUCAAGGUGGGGCAGCUAGCUCAGACCUUCCCGGGUCAGGACCCCUCCAGCACAGCCCUGGCCCUGCUGAAACCAGGGUCGGCACCUGUCCUGAGCUUGCUCGGGAUUCCCAGUCGGGUGAGCCUCAGGGAGUUCAUCUCCGUCCCAGCGGCCAAAACUAGGCGGGACAAUCCUGCCCCACCCUUCAUCUUCAUCAUUCUCCCAGGGUUGGGGGGGGGUGCGCAGAGAGGGAGGGGAACAAAGCCCCAGAGCCCCUUCUCCCAGAAUCCUGCCCCUGCGUGCUCCCCACCCACCACCACCACUAACCCAGCUAGUGAAGGGCACAGGGCACGGAUCUGGGAGGUGAAUUUCCAGCCCAACGCGGGAGCCCGGGGAAGGGGGCGGGGCUGUGGCCAGGACGGGGGCGGGGCCAAGGCUGAGAACUUAACCGCCUGUCUGUCUAGGGAGGCCGCACUCCAGACGGGGCGACCUCCCCUCUGCGGCCGCCAGACCGAACGCGGCAUGAGGCGUCUUCUGGACGCCGGCCCCAGCCACAGCCCUGCCUGGAAGAGGCUGCUUCUAACAGGUAUCCUGAUCGCAUCCUGCACCUGCUCUGUCUCCUUGGAGCCGCCCUCCUCUGCGUCUCCAGAGCCCUUGACCGCAGGAGCCCGUGCCCCCCUGCCCGUCCCCGGAAGCCUCAAUGGCGCUCCCUCCACUUCUUGGUUCCGAGAGCACAAGACCCGGCUGGAAACCACGCUCUUCCCCCGCGAGGGCCUCCCGGGGCCCGGCCACACCAGCGGCCAGGAGACGCGGGACACCCAAGGCGACCCGAUCAUCAGACACGUGACAGCUGAGGACACAGUGCUGGAAGCCGGCAGAGGACGCAGGCGUGCGACAGAGCAGCUUCUAGGCAAAGCCAGCUCCAGCGGGGUGAUGCUGUUGACCUUCCCCAGUGCCGUCCAGGGCGUUAUCCAGAGUGACCUCAACUACUCAGUAAUCCUGGAGUGUUUGGCCUCUUACAUCACCCCCACACCCGUGCUGCACUGGACCCUCGACGGGGAGCCCUACGACACCGGGAAUAUGCUGAUCAUCCGGAGGUUGUCCUGGGGGCAUCUGGGCACCUAUGUGUGCACAGCCAAGAACAGCCAGGGAGAGUAUCCCUCCAGUCCUGUGACGAUCUCGCUGCCACAAGACAACGUGGAACCCACAGACGCUGAGCCCAUCGAACCAGACCCCGUUCUGUCCGUGUCAGGGGGAGCUGCCAUCGCCCUCCUGGUGGCUGCAAAUGUGGGGGCGAUGAUGCUGAUAGGAGGUGUGGGCUUCACCAUCGUCCAGAGCCUAAGGAUUCACCGACGAAGACUGCAGAUGUGCUGCUAAAGUGGGCACCCGUCUGUCAGCCUAAGAGGUGAUGCCAGGAAAGCGGCAAGAGCAUCCCGCGGCUGGGGAAAAGAGGAAGCUACCGGGCCUCCAGUCGAGACCCCCUCCCUCCUGACCGUUUGCCCGUGGGAUGUUCUCGUCUCGUUGAGAGUCCCGGGGACCGCUUUUCUCCCCUCUCUGCAAUUACCAGCCUCCCAUCUGCCCAGCUCACCAACCCCCGGGAAGCCACCUACACAAGUAGCCUGUAUUUCCUAAAAUUCGUGGGCUGUCAGCGAGAGAUACUCACUUAAGUGGCUCAAUAAAAACAAAAGGACGAAUUUA